AUGGCGUCAUCCAAGACUCCUGGUGUACUCCUCCGUGCCGUCGUAGUUGUGAUUUCGAAUAAGCUCGGCGCGAAAGGAAUGGAUAUAGCAAAAGCGAUGGGAAUUGAAGCUUUGCACAUACCUCAUACUCAGAUCAGAGAAAUUGGAGAUUCAAAAAUCAGUGAGGCACUCCGUGCAAGAGACGUUCAACUGAUUUGCUUGGCUGGCUAUAUGAGGGUGCUUUCGUCAAAAUUCGUCGAGGAGUGGCGAGGCAAAAUCAUCAACAUUCACCCAUCACUCCUCCCAUCAUUCAGA
Ostertagia ostertagi is the source of this 294-nucleotide messenger RNA. Lineage: Eukaryota; Metazoa; Nematoda; Chromadorea; Rhabditida; Trichostrongylidae. The record is from the annotation of a GenBank genome assembly.